AUGUGGCGCCUGAAUACAAUGUCCAGACAGGGCACCACUCGAUAUGACCCGUUGGAUAAAAUCUAUGGCUUGGAUACAAGAACAAGACAACUUACCUUAAAGGCUUAUCAUAGCACCGCGGCUCAGUGCGUUCACGACGAAGAUCAACGCGAGACCGUAAGUGCUAGAUCACUCAACAAUCCCGAUCCUAGCAUGCUAGCUUCGAAACCCUUGAGUCUGGUCGUGGCUACGCUCUGCUAUCCUGCAGGCUGGCAAAGCGGUUGUGGAUUACAGACUCAAUACGAGUCGGGUAAAGCCAUGCGAAUUGAUUUCCUUGAUUCUUAUGCAGCAUUGAAGAAGAUUCCUCAACUGAACAAUUUCAGGAAAGCCCGCUACUUCAUCCUUAUGCUUUGCGAUUCCGGCCUUCUCUUGCAUCACGCCUAUUUCUCGUUGGCUUUGUUAUUCUUCCUAGACAUGAUCUCUCCACAAAAUACAUCCCAACCAACACUCAGUAAUGACUCGCAAACUUGGAUGAUCCGAGAUAUGACACGCAAAUUUAAGAACUACUUUCGAGACGGUGGUACGACAGUCUUCGGUGGAUCUAUCAUCCAGAAAUUCACAGCCAGGCAAAGCCUACUCCGGAACUGCCUCUCGGGAGCAGUUGCCAGUGGAGGUGAGAGAUGGUCAACUGAAAUACCCCCAUCAUUCCUCUUUUGGAACGACCAGGUAAAAAUGAACGAUGGAUUAUGCAUUGCCGCCUGCCGAAUAGCACCCAGUAUUGACAUUGAAGGAGUAUUCAUGUGA
Messenger RNA from Lindgomyces ingoldianus, 783 nucleotides. RefSeq lists its product as uncharacterized. Lineage: Eukaryota; Fungi; Ascomycota; Dothideomycetes; Pleosporales; Lindgomycetaceae. The transcript is spliced from 9 exons. The record is from RefSeq and is a predicted model, not a curated record. Bases 1 to 783 code for a protein of 260 amino acids.